GUGACUCAGGACAACAAAAAUUCUUUCAAGUUUGUGAAGUUGGAAAUACUUGUUUUUGUUAUCAAAAUACUUAAACAAUUGUAUUACAGUAAUUAUUUACCUUGUAUAUAAUAUAAUAUACUAAUAUAAUAUAAUAUAUUGUCUCCGUCUAUAUCUGCUGAAUAUUUGUAGAAAUUAGUGCACGACGCAUAGUAUUUGUAAUAGAUUGGGUUUGAAGUGAAAAAUGCCAGGAAUAGCAACAAUGUCUUUGGACAAUAUGUUCUGCACCCGUUGUGGUGACGGGUUUGAGCCCAAUGAGAAAAUUGUCAACUCCAACGGGGAGCUGUGGCAUACCAACUGCUUUGUGUGCGCUCAAUGCUUCCGAGUGUUUCCGGAGGGGAUAUUUUACGAGUUUGAAGGGCGCAAGUACUGCGAACGUGACUUUCAAGUUCUGUUCGCGCCCUGCUGCGGAAAAUGCGGCGAGUUCAUAAUCGGGCGCGUGAUAAAGGCGAUGAACGCGAACUGGCACCCGGCCUGCUUCCGCUGCGAGGAGUGUAACGUGGAGCUGGCGGACGCAGGCUUCAUCAAGCAUGGCGGCCGCGCACUCUGCCACGCCUGCAACGCGCGCAUCAAGGCUGACGGCUUGCAGAACUACAUGUGCCAUAAGUGCCAUGGUGUGAUCGACGGCGAGCCGCUGCGGUUCCGCGGCGAGGUGUACCACGGGUACCACUUCACGUGCGCCACGUGCGGCGUGGAGCUCGACCACACCGCGCGCGAAGUCAAGCACCGUCCCGGAUACGCCGCCAACGACGUCAAUAAUCUGUUCUGUCUGCGUUGUCAUGACAAGAUGGGUAUACCGAUAUGCGGCGCCUGUCGACGUCCCAUUGAAGAACGCAUCGUGACGGCUCUCGGGAAGCAUUGGCAUGUAGAGCACUUCGUGUGUGCCAAGUGUGAGAAGCCGUUCCACGGGCACCGUCACUACGAGAAGAAGGGUUUGGCGUACUGCGAGCAACAUUACCAUCAGCUGUUCGGCAACCUCUGUUAUGUCUGCAACCAAGUGAUCGCCGGAGACGUGUUCACGGCGCUGAACAAGGCGUGGUGCGUGCACCACUUCGCGUGCGCGGUGUGCGACGCGGCGCUGAGCACGCGCAGCAAGUUCUACGAGUACGACGAGCGGCCCGCCUGCCGCCGCUGCUACGAGCGCUUCCCCGCCGAGCUGCGGCGCCGCCUGCGCCGGGCGCACCACUACACGCCGCGCCGCUGACCUGCGCCGCUGCGGGCCUGCUGCACUAACCAAGUAACCACAACCACACCCCGCGCCUACCGCUACGACCCGCUCGGGGCCGAUCCUCUCGAACGACGCCCUAAGCCGUUCGCGGCUUAGGCACCCUCAUCUCGUCUAAAUAUUGUACCGAGUGAGAGCCCUUGGCGCUCCCACAUUGUCCGCCCAAGUAGUUAAUACCGUCUGAAGCACGUAAAAGACACCGGGCACUCUAUACAAAAAUCUCGUUCUUAAAUAGACUACAUGCAGCUGUGUUUAAAACUUAUACAAUACGUUGCAAGGUAAUUUUGUUCGACGUGCGUCCGAGCACAUUCAAAUUCCUUCCAUCUUAAAUGCGAGUUUCUGGGAAUGUUCGCAUUGUCUAACCUCAGUCUUAAAGUUCAAUGAACACUUUGUGUAACUGCGUGUUAAUCUAUUAUGUGUUAUCGCAAUAUUAACUUACUUAUAAAUCAAUUAACGGAUCUAACAAAUUGACUUCGUAUGAAAUUAGCGCGUAAUAUCAAUUAAUGGUUAUUUCAAAAAGUGCGUUGUCUUCAAUUCCAAUGUAUUGUAAUGAUUGACGAUACGCAAUAGACGCUACAUAAGUGCAAGAGUAAGAGAGAAAAUAAUUCUAUCUCCCUUGCUCUUGUGCCUAGUCUAUAUCUCUCUCUCUCUGAUAAAGUAAUUAUCACAUUGUGGACAACUGUAAUCAUAUAAAUAAUGAAUAAUUAAUAUUAUUUAUUACAGCAAUUAUUCAGCCAUAUAUGUAUUUUUUUAAAUAUAGUUCUAAAUAUAUUUUUAGCAUUUAUUGAUUUAAAAUAAAUAAUAUUUUAUUAAAGUUGACUGGAUCUGAGGGUAGGUGUAAGAAUUUCGGAUUUAGUUUUGCAUAAAACAUGUUGUCUCAGUCUUGCGGCCAUGUCGAUCGCAAUGAGACAAUGGUGGCGAUUUUGACGGACAGAACCGAAAUAGAUUUUACUUUGACAGUAAAAAAAUUGCUAUCGUUCACUUACACUGACUUACUGAGUGCUAGAAACAAAUAGAACUCUCAACCUCAAAUAAAAUUAUGUUUGUGUCUGCCAACAGCAGUGAUAAGAUAGACUUUAAUUAUUUUUAUGAACUUUAUGGUAUGUAUUUAAAUUUUUAGGUGCAAUAAAAUAUUUAAAUUGUAACAAAUAGGUACAUUUAUAUAAUUACUUAUAUCAUCAUCAUCAAUUUAAGAGCCACGCUCUUGUCGGUGCAGCAUUUCCAUGCUACUUUUUUUAGGGAAAAAUAGGGCAGUGGUUUCCCUCUUGCCUUCCGCCCCGCAAUACUCUGUCUGACGCAAGUGGGAUGGCGCCUAUUACAAAGUAAUCUAUUACAAAGCCAUACUAGGACUUAGGAAUUACUUAUAUACUGAGGCUUAAAAUUUCAUAUAUACUGAGGCCUAAAAUUUCAUAUAUACUGAGGCCUAAAAUUUCAUAAAAUAAUGUUAUGUAUUAAGUAUUUAGAUAUUAUUUUAACACUGCGAGUAAAGUUUAUUUCUGAUGUAUAUCAAUAAAAUGAGGAUAAAAAUAGAAGCCCAAAUGUCUCCACACUGUCCAGCUAAAGUUCGUAUCCCGUCUGAAGGAUGAGUUACGAAAAAGGAAUGCAGCCAGUUGGGAAAAGGUGCUUGGGAGCUUUUCAAAAUUUUCAUCUUUCCGAUUUUUAAGGAAUAAAUAUAACACUACGAUUUUGCAGUUAUAGGCUAUAGUGUAAAAAUAUAACCAAAUCAAUACGUUUGUUUCCUCAAAUAGUAUGAGGAUGUGUCAAAAUUUAAGAACACUCAGUUCUUAUCCUCAUUGCGACAUCCAAUGUUUAACGCAAUAAAUACUACUACUUUUGUCCAUCAAGUAUCUACUUUUCUAUUGAUUUCAUUGCGAUUGACUAGAUGGUUAAAUGAGAAUUAUUAAGUAUUGUAAUACAUAACAAACCAUGUUUAUGACGUUAAUAUUAAUAGAUUGCCUUAACAUAUGUUUACAUUAUAGUAGAAUUAAGUGCCUUAUGUAUUUUUUUAUUACUUUACUAUUAAUGCCUUAAUAUACAAAUUACUGACAAAA
Messenger RNA from Pectinophora gossypiella (pink bollworm), 3315 nucleotides. RefSeq names its product LIM and senescent cell antigen-like-containing domain protein 1 (gene stck). Gene Ontology annotation, cellular component: cell-cell junction; focal adhesion; cytoplasm. Bases 224 to 1243 code for a protein of 339 amino acids. The record is from RefSeq and is a predicted model, not a curated record. NCBI's taxonomy places the organism in Eukaryota, Metazoa, Arthropoda, Insecta, Lepidoptera, Gelechiidae. The transcript has 9 exons. Gene Ontology annotation, biological process: cell-cell junction organization; positive regulation of integrin-mediated signaling pathway; cell-cell adhesion.